Molecule: messenger RNA, 1859 nt
Organism: Octopus bimaculoides (California two-spot octopus)
Lineage: Eukaryota; Metazoa; Mollusca; Cephalopoda; Octopoda; Octopodidae
Biological process (GO): regulation of transcription by RNA polymerase II
Cellular component (GO): PcG protein complex; transcription regulator complex; chromatin
Molecular function (GO): DNA-binding transcription factor activity, RNA polymerase II-specific; RNA polymerase II cis-regulatory region sequence-specific DNA binding
Source: RefSeq, a predicted model, not a curated record
UACACAUAAUUACCAUUAUUUUACGGAGAUGUACUUGCAUAAUGGUAGCUGAAGCCGGUCUAUAUUUCGGGAGGGGAUUUGACACCGAUAGUCCGGAGCAGUCGCUUACGGAUGGCAAUUUGGAAGUCUUAGCUGUGAAAGCCAGAGAAAAAGAUAUAUGCAUAUACUUACAUAUAUAUGUAAUAAACAGAUACCUCGGAAAACUGUUUUUUCUUUAUUCAUGAGAAUGGUGUCUUCAAAGAUUUAGGCAUUUGGUCUAAAUCUUGUAAAAUAUUGACUUGAAAGAAGAAAAGUUGAAACAUACAACUAGAUUCUAGAGUAAGUAAAGUUAGCUAUGUACAGACCUGAAGAUAAAGCAACACAUGCUUGUGACAUAUGUGGCAAAACAUUUGAUAGGUAUGCUCAGCUGAAGCGCCAUAAGAAGAACAACCAUCCAGAGAUGUCUCCAGCCGUUCCAGAUAAGAUAUUUCACUGCACCCAGUGUGACAAAAGUUUCUCACAACGAACCAAUUUAAAAACCCAUGAACGCACACACACAGGAGAGAAACCGUUCCACUGCAAUGUCUGCCAGGCAUCUUUCACACAGAGAACCAACCUAAAGAAUCAUGAACGUGUUCACAGUGGUGAGAAACCUUUUGUGUGUGAAGUCUGUGAAAAAGCUUUCUCACAGCGGACCAAUCUGAAGAACCAUGAAAAUAUUCAUACUGGAUUUAAACCAUUUGUUUGCAAUGUCUGUUCAAAAUCUUUUUCCCAGCGCACAAACCUCAAAAUUCAUCAACGUACACACAGUGGCGAAAAGCCAUUCAUAUGUAUGAUUUGCAACAAAGCUUUUUCGCAGAAAGGAAAUUUAAAGAGCCACAUCAAAACUCAUUCUAACCGUGCUACCCUCUUCUGCAGAAUUUGUCGAAAAGUGUUCCAUCGCAAAGCAUUGCUGAAGUGUCAUGAGAAGACACAUCAAACUGAAAGAAUGCAAUUAGAUGCAUGCAGCAACAGCGACAGCAGUGGCUCCCAAUCAGAAGAAAAUUCUUAUUAUGACAGUGAGCAGCAAUAACUACAAAUUCAAAACACAAUCAAUUUUUUUUAUUUGCCCAUUUUCAUUGACAGCCGUAUUUGUUCACAUUUAAAAACAUUUUGCAAACAUCACUGAUUGCCUUAUCUAGAUAAGCAACAUUUCUUCUUAGACAAUCUAAUUGGCUGUUUUUUUUAUUCUUUAAAUGAACUACUUUUAUUUUUUUCAAUAUCUCUCUUCAGUAAAAUAAAUAUUUGGUAGUGCAAAAUCAGCAAACAAGAUAAUAACAGCUAAUGUUUCUUGUCAAACUCUUUAAAAAAUUCUUUCACAAAACACUUUGUAAAAGGAAACAAAUUUAAAUAUCUAAGAUAUUUAAUAUAUUUAAGAUAUCAAUAUUAACUUAUACAUGUGUGUAUAUGUUAAUAAAAUUUAAAAUAUAGAACUAACUUAUUUAUGCAUGCAAAUAUGUGUGUAUAUACUGUUUAUUGUUUGCUCUUUGCAAAAGCAAAUGAAAGGAAGGUAUCGAUUUUAUCUGAUAUCAGGAAUUCGGUUAUAUAUAUAUUUUUUCCAUAAUGACUGUUUGAUAGCUAAACCAAAGUUCUAAACUAUUAAUCUUAUAUUUUAAAAUCUUAAAUUAAACACACUGUUGUCUUAAAUUAUAACAAAACAAGAUUCAUAUUUAUAUUUGCUGGUGACUUUGAGCAUUAAUCUGUUUUUUAGCAAGUAAUGUGAAAUUGUUACUUUAACUUAAAUUUCUUCUUGAGCAAACUUUACAUUAAAGUAAACAUACUCAAGUCCAGUUAAAUUUCAAACAGUUAUUCCUUCAAUUUCUGAGCAAAGAGCUUUUACA